UUUUGGAGUUUCAUAGAGGAAUCAAAAUGAGUCUUCCUUCAAAGAAAACCAAGGAUGAUGCUAACAGAGAAGUGUCAGAUGUCGCUAAAGAUGCCAAGAGUUUCAUUGAAAAAAUUUUGGGUGAUGUUAGUAAAACAUCUGCUACUAAACAGAUAAUCAUUGGAACUACGUCAGGAUGGGCCACUGGCUUUAUGACCAUGAAAGUUGGAAAAGUUGCAGCCUUUGCUGUUGGUGGUGGCAUCAUCAUGCUUCAAAUUGCCGCAAAUCAGGGAUACAUCAAAAUUAACUGGGACAAGAUUCAAAAGAAGGCUGACAAAAUCACAGACAAAGUCGAAGAAAAACUAACUGGUGAAGGUCCAAAACUAAUGGAUAAGAUGGAGAGGUACGUGGACAAGAAGCUGAACAAGGCCGAGCAGCUGUUGAAGAACGGUGAAUCACGUGGACGUCGUUGGUAUCAAAACAUCUGUUCAACUGGCGAUGGUGAACCAUUCCGUGCUAAGGAAAUACACUUCUUCUUGGUAUCUUUCGCCGCGGGUGUGGCGAUAGGCUUGGCAUCGGCCAACUAGGUAAACGAGUGCUGCGCUUUGAUCGUAGACUUGCGCAGCAAAUGGAAACCCAAUCAACCUGAAAUUAUCGCCCCAUCAAUCGUUGAACCCGUCAAUCCUAUCGACUCACUUACAAGGUUCGUCGAGGAUUUUAAAAAGAAUUUUUACGAGUUUCGCGCUUAUUGUCGAGCUCGCGUGCCUGAGAGAUUAUUCUAAAAUAGGGCAUCAUUUCUUUUGGGUUCUAACUGCCCGUUUUGGUUGGAUAAGCGUUUAUCUAUUGAUACAACGAUUGUGAAUUUGCAAUUUUCUUAUUUCAUUUCUCAUUGAUCGCGCGAAUUGUUAUAAAAAAUAUGGUAUUACCUUAAAGUGUGAUCUAACGUUGUACUGGAAUCUAUUCAAUUAUAUAAUAGGUAAAAAUACAGCUUUAUCAAUGCUAAUCCAAUCAAACGAAUGAAAAACUGACCAUCUAAAAAAAUGCAUAUAUGCGUUUAAAAUGCAGCACGAUUAAGAAAAAAUACUUUAGAAUGAAAGAAAAAAAAGAAUAGUAUAAUAGUAUACUUUAGUACAUAUUCAUAAACUGUCAUUCAAACAAUCUACUAGUGUUUUAAGCCAAUCAAUUAAUCUUAUACAAUGAUCUUUUUUUUUAUUGUACGUAUUUAUUUCUCAGUAAUUAGUUUUGAAUUUUUGAACGAAUUUACCGAAUUUUUAUUUACAAUAAUCGUGUGAGAUUGAUUUUUUGGUUGUUGCAUUUGAAAUGUUUUCUUGAUAUGUACAUAAAAUAUUGGCACUCCCUUCGCUUUUUAGUCCUAACACUCAGUUGUUUGUGUUCAUAUUAGUGUAAAUUAUUAUAUUUUUUCGCUUUGAGAGUGCAUACUUACACAAAUACACGCAUAUAGCCGAUAAUGUAAGAGAAAAAUAUGAGUUUCGGGCUAUCUCGGAAUGAUACUUGUUGAAUAGUAUUAUAAAAAAGAAACUUAUGUAAUGUAGCACUUAAAUGUAAAGCAAAAAAGCAAGGAAUCUGUAUAUUGAAAUAUCUAAAAACAUAUGCAUAAAACCUUGCGUGUUAGCAAGGCGUCGAGCGACGUUUAGUUCUGUGAAUCACAAUAAACG
Messenger RNA from Phymastichus coffea, 1655 nucleotides. Its product is annotated as FUN14 domain-containing protein 1-like. The transcript has 4 exons. NCBI's taxonomy places the organism in Eukaryota, Metazoa, Arthropoda, Insecta, Hymenoptera, Eulophidae. Bases 27 to 566 code for a protein of 179 amino acids. Gene Ontology annotation, cellular component: mitochondrial outer membrane. The record is from RefSeq and is a predicted model, not a curated record. Gene Ontology annotation, biological process: autophagy of mitochondrion.